Molecule: messenger RNA, 474 nt
Organism: Sinocyclocheilus rhinocerous
Lineage: Eukaryota; Metazoa; Chordata; Actinopteri; Cypriniformes; Cyprinidae
Product: casein kinase II subunit alpha 3-like
Exons: 6
Biological process (GO): peptidyl-serine phosphorylation; peptidyl-threonine phosphorylation; regulation of cell cycle
Cellular component (GO): nucleus; protein kinase CK2 complex; cytosol
Molecular function (GO): protein serine/threonine kinase activity; ATP binding
Source: RefSeq, a predicted model, not a curated record
UUGGACCACACUGGCCGAUACCGCUUAAUUAUCGUCAAAGACCCAGUGUCCAGAACACCUGCCUUAGUUUUUGAACAUGUGAACAACACAGACUUUAAGCAACUGUAUCAGACACUGACAGACUAUGACAUUCGCUUCUACAUGUAUGAGAUUCUGAAGGCUUUGGAUUUCUGUCACAGUAUGGGUAUUAUGCACAGAGAUGUCAAACCACACAACAUCAUGACUGAUCAUGAGCACAGAAAGUUGCGUCUCAUUGACUGGGGACUGGCUGAAUUCUAUCACCCAGGACAGGAGUACAACAUCAGAGUCGCCUCUCGCUACUUUAAAGGACCAGAACUACUGAUAGAUUACCAGAUGUAUGACUACAGUCUUGGUUGUAUGCUGGCCAGUAUGAUCUUUAGGAAGGAGCCAUUCUUCCAUGGACGUGAUAACUAUGACCAGGUGAAUAUCAUCAGGAACUUGAUAAAUGGAUAG